AUGUUGGGCUACAGGUCCGUGAAGUGGUGGAAUAUCUUCACGCCGGACCAGUGCGACGCGAUGAAUCGGCUCGUUUGCUACUUCGCCCUUCCUCUCUCUUCUCCUACGAGUUCGCGGUCCAUGUCGAUCCCUGGGAUUACAUGUUCAUUGCUGCCGACGUUGGUCUCCAAGGUCAUCAUAGUCGUGGUGGUGCUCGCGUUUUGGGGCCAAGUGCAGCACCAAGGCGAGCUAUGGCUGGUCCAUCACCAGCUUCUCGCCGCCGUGCACGCUGACCAACUCACUCGCCGCCGGCGUCCCCCUGUCAAGGCCAUGUACGGCUCGUUAGGCGUGGACCUGGUGAUCCAGGCGAUCGUGUGGCUCGCGAUUAUUCUUGUGGCGCAUUCUGUAUCAUUCUUUAUGUAA
Rhodamnia argentea is the source of this 402-nucleotide messenger RNA. Its product is annotated as auxin efflux carrier component 5-like. The coding region runs from base 1 to 402 and encodes 133 amino acids. Gene Ontology annotation, cellular component: plasma membrane; endoplasmic reticulum. The transcript has a single exon. NCBI's taxonomy places the organism in Eukaryota, Viridiplantae, Streptophyta, Magnoliopsida, Myrtales, Myrtaceae. The record is from RefSeq and is a predicted model, not a curated record. Gene Ontology annotation, biological process: auxin polar transport; auxin export across the plasma membrane. Gene Ontology annotation, molecular function: auxin efflux transmembrane transporter activity.